UAGGCAGCAGACAGAGGAAGAGCCGCCGUGGGUGCAGUUCACGUUAGCAUUUACUGUCGCUGUUAGCAGGCACCACUGACAAGUGCCUACAGUGUGUUCUUAAAACGCGUUUCGAUUUACUAAACCAGCUUCAAGACUUCUAAUCGAGGGCCUUUAACGAUUGCUGCGCCAAGAUGAGCUUCCUGUUUGGCAGUCGCUCAUCUAAGACCUUCAAGCCGAAAAAGAACAUCCCAGAGGGCUCCCACCAGUAUGAGCUGCUGAAACACGCCGAGGCAACGCUGGGCAGCGGAAACCUGAGACAGGCUGUCAUGCUGCCAGAGGGAGAGGAUCUCAAUGAAUGGAUUGCAGUGAACACGGUGGAUUUCUUCAACCAGAUCAACAUGCUGUACGGUACCAUCACUGAGUUCUGCACCGAGACGAGCUGCUCCGUGAUGUCUGCGGGACCAAGGUAUGAGUAUCACUGGGCUGAUGGUACCAAUAUUAAAAAGCCCAUCAAAUGCUCUGCGCCCAAGUACAUCGACUAUUUGAUGACCUGGGUGCAGGAUCAGCUGGAUGACGAGACACUUUUUCCCUCCAAGAUUGGAGUUCCCUUUCCCAAGAAUUUCAUGUCUGUGGCCAAAACCAUCCUGAAGCGUCUGUUCAGGGUUUACGCUCACAUCUACCACCAGCAUUUUGACUCUGUGAUGCAGCUGCAGGAGGAGGCCCACCUCAACACCUCCUUCAAGCACUUCAUUUUCUUUGUUCAGGAGUUCAACCUUAUCGACAGGCGAGAGCUCGCUCCCCUGCAGGACCUGAUCGAGAAGCUCGGGUCAAAGGACAGAUAGACAUUUCAUCACACGUCUUCCUUUUAUAUCAUUUCUCCUUACUUUUUUUUUUUUUUUUUUUUUUGCUGUCUCUGACCUCUUCUACCUCUAUGACUUCUAAACUCAGCUCUAAAAAUCUGUGCCUUCUUCCUUGUGUCUCCUGAAUAUUUCCUGCAUUCUUUUCCUUUUAUUCCUUUCUUUUGUUUGCUGUUUUUGAGUCCUUUUUUUUAAGCCUCACUAGAUCAAAAAGUCAUGUAGUAGGGUAAACCUUUUCUUUUUCCACAGGACUGUGGUUAAUGACUCUGUAAGAGCAACCUACUGAAUUGUUUUGUUUUUUUUAUUGGACCAAGGACAUUUGGAAAAAUGGCUUCUAUUGCUGAAGCUGCUGAACAGUGUUUUCUAACACUUGGUAGUUAGUCAUUUAUUUUGUUAACUGAUCUGCUAUAAUUACAGUGACUGACCAAAUGUCCCACUCUUAGAGUUUUUUUUUUUUUUUUUUUUAAACUCUCUGUCAUUGGUGUACAGGGAGAGUAACAGGAAAGUAGUGAUGUUGAAAUAUGUUUUGCAUGGGCUUUUGUAAGAUUACAUGAAGGCAGGCACAAAAAUGCAUUGGUAUAUUAUGGCCUAUUAACAGCAUGUAAAGUUCUGUCACUUGUUGGUUGUGUAGCGGACAUCCCGCAUAUGCUAACAUGGGUCCUAUUAUGUGACGAGAUUCAAUGAUGAGUUAACUAUAAGGUGCCUUUCCUCUUACACCAUAAAAGAACAUCACCAUUGGCUCCGUGUAGUUUCAAUUUAAUCAUGCAAUUCUGUCUUUUGCACAUUUCUUUUGUUCAGAUAGUAAAAUGUGAGAUAUAGUGCUUUUCCACCUAUAGCCUGUAUAAUGACCCUGUGAAGGGGUUAUGUAGUGUUAAACCAUCUUGUUAACAGCAAAAUAUAAUCUGUGAAUGUUUUCCUGUCAUUUUAGUUCUUUUCUGUGGUGCCAAUCAAGCGUGCAACUUUUUUUCUUUCUUUUUUUUUUUUUUUUUUUUAAAUCAGUGCUGGUACUUAUUUUCUUUUUUUAAUUUUUAUUAAAUAUUUCCCCUGAAUUGGAACAUAGGGUAGUAACUAUUACACCUGCACACCUGAGAUGUAUGUAGUAUUUCAGUCAUGGUCAUUUCCUGUGUUUACUCUGGCUUCAAACAGCAGGGCUGUUUGUGCUAUUAUCUUUUUAAAAACAAAUGCCGAUUAAUAUUUCUGAUAAAUGUUUUGUCUGGUAAUGUUUUAUCAAGGGAAUUCAUGUUGGACCUAAAUUUCUAUCGGACAAUCAUGUGACCAAUUAUGAUCUUAAAUGAUGAUUCAACAAGAACUAACAAUUAGAUUUAGGGGCUGCAGGAUUCAUUUUAUUGUUUUUUGUUUUUUUUUUAAAUGUUACCACUUUGUAAGAAAGACUGUCAUACCAAGGCAAAGGCAUAGCUGUAGACCUUUAGUUCACUCCAUGUUUUGGCCCACAAGAUGCUUGCCAAGCCACCAAGUCAAUAAUCCACAGGCAUGUCUAGGCAUUACUUUCAGUCGGUAUUCAAUCACAUAUUUUUGAAAUGUAUUUGCUAUUUUCUCACAAUAUUAUUUUUUAAACUUUUGGUAUGAAGUUACAUUUCGUUUUGCAUUGCAAAAUGUUGGCUUUAUCUUUUGAAUCUUGUAUAACAAAAAUAGCUUUGAAUUAAAUGAAACCAGUUAUUAUUGGUCCAGUCUCUGGCUGGUCAUUUAGAUUGAGGAAGAGCCAUAUGUAUGUACCACAUCAACACAUUUGCUGUAAAUAAGAUCAGUGUUUUAUUUGAACAAAACUGUGCCUUACCGUAAUGGAAGUGUCUGAUGUGAUGGCAUUGAUCAGAAAUUCAA
Molecule: messenger RNA, 2678 nt
Organism: Archocentrus centrarchus (flier cichlid)
Lineage: Eukaryota; Metazoa; Chordata; Actinopteri; Cichliformes; Cichlidae
Gene: mob1a
Product: MOB kinase activator 1A
Exons: 6
Coding region: 174-824 (216 amino acids)
Source: RefSeq, a predicted model, not a curated record